AUGUCAAAAAACUACAAACUCACCUUCAUCACCCCGCUCAAGCAAGACAAUGGCGUAUUCAAGCCGAUAUUCCGACAACCCUACCCAACCCUACCUAUCCGUAUCACGUUGCCGAAAUUCUCCUCGGACACGCUCCCGCCCAUAUCAUCGCGAGUCAUGGUCGAUCGGUUUUUGGCUAGGGUUCAAUACGGCGCUGGGUGUACGGCGGAUGAGGAUUUGUUUAAUACUAUUGGGUUGUCGACGGUGGUUGAUAGCGAAGGGUUUCGCGAGAUUCGGAGUAGUCAUAUGAGCGCGUGGAUUGUGUUGGGCGAGAAUUCUCGGAAGCUGCAGAGUUUCAACAACAACAAUGUCCUUGCCAAUGACAAGGAAGGAAUCAUGAUAAAAGCUAGGACAGCCAAGACGGGGAUCGUCGAGAUUCAAAAUGUUGUUUUCCAGGUCGUCGCAAGGUACCGGAUUGCAGUCGAGUUGCGGUUUGACGACGGACAGGCAAUCGGCAGGACGCCGUGGCAAACCGUGGAGGUUCAGGUUCAAAUGCAGGGGUCGAAAAAGAGUGCAUUUUGUUGA
This is a messenger RNA of Talaromyces rugulosus, 564 nucleotides long. RefSeq lists its product as uncharacterized. The coding region runs from base 1 to 564 and encodes 187 amino acids. The transcript has a single exon. The record is from RefSeq and is a predicted model, not a curated record. NCBI's taxonomy places the organism in Eukaryota, Fungi, Ascomycota, Eurotiomycetes, Eurotiales, Trichocomaceae.